Molecule: messenger RNA, 3366 nt
Organism: Leptosia nina
Lineage: Eukaryota; Metazoa; Arthropoda; Insecta; Lepidoptera; Pieridae
Source: the annotation of a GenBank genome assembly
AUGUCGAUUACCGAAAUGAACCCAGAUCCCACUUCAGAACAAAAGGAUCGUCUAAUUGCCGCUGUGAAGAAGGAAGUCAAGCAGUUAAUGGAAGAGGCCGUAACACGCAAAUUCGUUCACGAAGAAAGCGGUGGUGUGACAGCGUUAUGUGGGGCUGUAGAAGCUUGCUUGGGACAGGGGCUACGGCGUAGAGCGCUCGGCCUCUUCAAGACAAGCUCCACUACCGCCCUCUUGCACAAGAUUGCUAAGCACUGUCCAGAGGCCGCGUUGGUAUCCGCGAGAGUGCUAUCAGCAGAAGGGGCUCCGGCCACUCGUUCAGCCUCUGGUGUAGAACGUAGACCUUCGGCUCCAAGACCGCCGCUAAAUAAACGUGGCUCUGGUUCCCUACUUGCGUCACAGCCGCCCCCAACUUCAAGAUAUCUCUGGAUACGCAUAGCAUUGUUCGAACGUCAACUGGCCAAAAUCAUUGAGCACCUAGUGAAUAAUGCUACUAGAUACUAUGAGAGAGAUGCAUUAGUAGCAGAUCCAGAUUAUGGCAGCAUUUUGAGCUCACUUCUAGUUGGUCCUUGCGCCCUGGAAUAUUCUAAAGCUAAAGCGCCCGCUUGUUUCUGGACGGACCCACCCGCUGACGAACUAGUUCAGAGACACCGAAUGUCAGCCGGGACUACAACGCCGCCCUCUGUUAGAAGGCCAAUUUUGAAUUUCAGGAGAAGUUUGAACGCUUCGUCAGAUGACAACGCUACAGUUAAUGCUGGUUCUGUUAACGCAGCAGGAUCGACAGCCAAAGAUUACGUGGAGAGCUUACACCAGAACUCCCGAGCCACUUUGCUAUAUGGAAAGAAUAAUGUGAAGGUUCAACCGAAAGACGUAGAGGAACCUAUGCCAGGAUAUUUAAGUCUUCAUCAAACUGCUGCGGGUCUCGUUAUAAAAUGGACGCCUAAUCAACUUAUGAAUGGUUAUGCAGAAAGUGAAGGCAUAGAUAAAAGCAUCUACUGGGCGAUGUCUCUGCAAGUUUGCGUCUGGGAGGUGGUCUAUGUCCACGUGCAUCGCUCACAAGUCAGUGAUGCACUAAUAUUGGUUGGACAGGAUGGCGUUCAACGACCACCCAUACAUUUUCCCAAAGGAGGCCAUCUUUUAUCAUUUCUGAGUAAUUUGGAGACGGGUCUUCUUCCACAUGGUCAAUUGGACCCACCGCUUUGGUCACAGCGAGGAACGGGAAAAGUUUUCGGUAAGAACAAAGUGAGAAGACGACCAAUGCCCAGCCUUUGUGAAAGCGGUGAGGCAGAAGAGCCCGAGUUCGACGAAGUGGCUGGUGACUACGUCUUUCGUAUCGUCAAUAACGCUAUUGCAGACAGAGAAGCGAUGCGUCAUUCUCUUCUGGAAAGGGUAAUACAGUCACCACCAAGGACACCCCGAAGAACCCUUGCCUCCACAUCCACUACAUCAUCAGACUCCAGCACCAUGUCUGUCGAUUGUCCGCCGAUUAUCGGCAAUCUAAACCCGCCGCCGACAAUACAUCAAGCCGUAGAGCAGGCAGCUUCAAUUGAAUUGGUUUGCAGUACGAUGCGGCGCCAAAUAAUAUCCCGGGCGUUUUAUGGUUGGCUCGCUUACUGCCGUCAUCUUUCUACGGUUCGAACUCAUUUGAGUGGGCUCGUGAAUCCAAAUAUUAUACCUAGAGAAGAUGCUGAAAGAGGACUUACAGAAGAGAUGUGGCGUUCAAUGAUGGACGAGACAGGAGCGAUCGCUGAUAAAGAUGAAGUUUACAGACUGGUGUACUAUGGAGGAAUACAGCAUGACAUAAGGAAGGAAGUGUGGCCGUUUUUACUUGGAUAUUAUGAAUUCAACACGACAUUCCAAGAGAGACAGGAGCAGGACUGUUCGUAUCGUCGCCAAUAUGAAACUACGAUGUCUGAAUGGCUGUGCGUUGAAGCUAUUGUGAGGCAGAAAGACAGAGAGGCCACCGCAGCUUCAAUUGCUCGGUUGUCAGAGUCAUCUGGAAAACCUAAGCCGGAAAUUGAACCUUGUGAAGUAUUUGAAGAUGACUGCAGCGUAAUAUCAGAUAACCCACCAGUCGUAUCACCAGAGCCCAGUGAGAACGAACAAAAGAAAGAGGUAAAACCGAUACUAUCGCGAGCUCCCAGUAUAGAUGAAAUUGAUAAUUUAGAAUUAGACGAAGAAAGAAAAGAAAAUGGUGUUAAAGUUAACGGAGAGACUGACACGUGUGAAGAUAUAUCUUAUGACCAAGACGAUGAUGAUGACGAAGUUUGUAUCAAGAGUGUUGUGGAAAAUCCGGAUUUAAGGAGAGAAAGUAUUGCUGAAAUAAAGCGAUUAGCUGAAGGUAUUGUGCAGAAGGGAGAUGGAAGAGGCUUGCUGUGCAGUGUUGAUAGCGCAAAUGCCAAUCUUAAUGGGAACGAUAAUAAAUCUAUUGAAGAAAUUCAGCCACCGCAACCCAGUCAAAAUCAUUCACAUAGUGUUAUUGUGACGAAUCCGUCUGUCGAUUUAGCUGUUACUGGUGGUUCGCCAGCUUCUGGAGGCACUACAGCACCAGCAAGUCCAGCGAGAAGUCCAUUGGGCGUGCUGCGUGAAGAAUCUCAUUCCGCUGGAGCAUCCUUUGAUACCCUAGACCCAGAAUCGAGACCAGAUAAUCGAUCUAAUUGUGUUUCACCCGCUAGUUCUAAUGGUGGCGUCUAUUCGAAUGAACUUGUAGAGAGCUUCGCGCUGAAUCUUCAUCGUAUCGAAAAGGAUGUUCAGAGAUGUGACAGAAAUUAUCCUUUCUUUACGGAUGAGAAUCUCGAUAAAUUGCGAAAUAUUAUGUGCACAUAUGUAUGGGAACACUUAGAAAUCGGCUACAUGCAAGGUAUGUGUGACCUUGCCGCACCUCUCCUUGUGAUAAUGAAAGACGAGGCCGUAGCUCACGCACUGUUUGCGCGGCUAAUGUACCGAGCUAAAGACAAUUUCCCAUCAGGACAAGCAAUGGAUGCUCAUUUUGCCGAUAUGAGAUCAUUGAUACAAAUUCUGGACUGCGAGCUGUACGAGCUGAUGCAUGCGCACGGAGAUUACACGCACUUCUACUUCUGUUACCGUUGGUUCCUUCUCGACUUCAAACGGGAACUGCUGUACCAAGAUGUUUUUUCAGCAUGGGAAUUCAUCUGGGUGGCGCGCUAUGUCGCGUCGGAGCACAUGGUUCUUUUUAUAGCCCUGGCUCUACUCGAGACAUAUCGGGAUGUUAUUCUGGCCAAUUCCAUGGAUUUCACGGAUAUCAUAAAGUUCUUCAACGAAAUGGCAGAGCGCCACGAUGCAUCAGCAGUCUUAUCGUUAGCACGAGACUUAGUACUGCAAGUUCAAACGCUUAUAGAAAAUAAAUAG